Molecule: messenger RNA, 1545 nt
Organism: Hyposmocoma kahamanoa
Lineage: Eukaryota; Metazoa; Arthropoda; Insecta; Lepidoptera; Cosmopterigidae
Product: zinc carboxypeptidase A 1-like
Exons: 6
Coding region: 377-1489 (370 amino acids)
Biological process (GO): proteolysis
Molecular function (GO): zinc ion binding; metallocarboxypeptidase activity
Source: RefSeq, a predicted model, not a curated record
CUUGUAAUUUGAAUCUUUGCAGCAGCUUUUUCCCUUCACCACUUAUCUUUCAGUUUACGAACUUUAAAUCUAUUCUGUUACGCUUCUUUACUGCGAUGUGCAUCCAGUGACUUCGAAUUUAACUUAUGCUGGUAUCUCUCAAUUGCACUUUGAUAUCUGUAUGAGGAUGCGUCGAACCAAUCUUGGUUCUUUUUCUGUUCAUCUUUUCUAGAUCCCUCUGUGAUUUUAAAUAGGUUGCUUUGUCACCAGUUCUGCUGCCAUACCCAGCUCCAGAUUCCCCCUCAUUCGAUUCCAGGAGCGGCCACUCUCCUCUAGUCCUGACCUGAUUUUGGACUCAGUGGACUGAUUAUCUACAUUGUACAGAAGGAUCAAACGGAUGAAAAGUGUUACGAUACCAGUUUUUGAUGCAAGUUUAUGUGGAUGCAAAUCCAUGCGGCGUUGUUACGUCGACAUGUUGAACACACUACGGGAUAAGGACGAAGAAACUUGUAUUGAAGAAGUUGCACCGGGAAUGAACACACUGAUGGUAUAUUUAAAGGCGUUAAAACAAUUUUGUCCUGACUUAGUAAAAGUACAUAGCAAUCAUAAGACUUAUGAAGGAAGGCCACUAUUUGAGGUAGUAAUUAAUCAAGUAAAUAACAAGAGUCUUGAUGAAGAGAAAAAGAAACCAAUAAUUUUCAUAGACUCGGGACAACACGCAGAUCCUAAAGGAACUAUCCUAGCUCUUGUUGUAAUACAGCAGUUAACUGCUUGCAAUGAGAAUUCAGAGAUGUCUUUAAGGGUUAAGUGGGUGAUUCUUCCCAGCGUCAACCCGGAUGGAAUGGAGUACGGCAUAUACAAUCGCCUAUCCUGGAAAAAAAAUAUGAGACCAUCAGACGAUGGUUUGGCCUUUGGAGUCGAUUUGACUAGGAACUUUGGUUUUCAAUGGAGUGCAUGCCCAAAAAUCAAAAGCCAAUUUUCGGUAUAUUAUCCUGGUAGUGGACCCUUUUCUGAGAAUGAAACUGUAUUCAUAAGGGAUGCGCUAUUAACAUAUAAAGAUAAAACGAGGGCGUAUAUAUCGAUUCGUAUGAAUGGACAUUCGUUACUCCACCCUUUUGCCUAUGCAGAUGUGAAAAUCCCAAACAAAUUGCAAGUUCUGAAAUUGGCCAAUGAAAUUACAAAUAGGAUAAAUCAGAGAGCUGGCGUGGUCCAGAUUUUCGUCAAUGAAUCUAUGUUGAGUAUGAAUGGAAAGGUUCGCUGUGGUAGCAGCGUCGAUUACGCGUAUGAUCUUGGUAUUCCGUUUUGUUUUGAGAUGCGCGUAUUCCUCGGCCGAUCGACUGCAGUCAUGGCCCAGUUUCAAGCUGUGCCUCGAGGUUAUAAUAGGCAGCUUCUCACGGGCUACGUAAGUGGAUUGAAGAAACUGUAUGAUGUAAUAGCUGCGGAAAAUCAUCCUGACCGAGACACAAAAAAUUACCUAAUGAAAAAAUUGCAAGUUACUGAUUUGCGAUAAAAAUAAGGCUUACUUAAAAGGUGAAAUUAAUAAAAUUUAUAAUAAAUUCUUUGUUU